Metarhizium acridum CQMa 102 is the source of this 642-nucleotide messenger RNA. RefSeq lists its product as uncharacterized. Gene Ontology annotation, molecular function: glutathione specific gamma-glutamylcyclotransferase activity; gamma-glutamylcyclotransferase activity. Lineage: Eukaryota; Fungi; Ascomycota; Sordariomycetes; Hypocreales; Clavicipitaceae. Gene Ontology annotation, biological process: glutathione catabolic process. The record is from RefSeq and is a predicted model, not a curated record. Gene Ontology annotation, cellular component: cytoplasm.
AUGUUCGAAGAAACACUCCCUCUCGUUGUCCAAAUCACCCCCGCCUUUGAGUCUCUGCUUACACAUACAUAUCCUCCUCCACCAGGCAAGGUUGGUUUCACACUUCGCCUUGUCCUACAUCAUGGCGACGACUGUUUGAUUUCAAUCUUUUGGCUUAUUCUUAGCGAGGACCACCGUGGUACGCCAGAGGCACCCGGUCGAGUUGUCACUCUGAUCGAGCGCUCCUACUGGGAGAAGUUAACAGACCACCAUGAUUCUGCGCCAGAAAAGGUCUGGGGCGUUGCAUAUCGUAUUGUGCCGGAAAAGGUGUCUGAAGUCAAGGAAUAUCUGGAUAUUAGAGAGAUCAACGGCUACUCCAUCCACUAUACACCUUUUUAUCCCGCCGACGGGUCCACGCCAAUGCAGACUCUAGUGUACAUUGGCACUCCUGAUAAUGAGCAGUUUGUCGGCCCUCAAGAUCCCCAGAAGCUGGCACAGCACAUUCUCAACAGCAAAGGACCAAGCGGUCUGAACAAAGACUACCUUUACGGCCUCGACACUGCCCUCAAUGAAUUGUCCCCGGAUAGCGGAGAUUAUCAUGUCAGCGACUUGGCACAGCGCGUUCGAGCACUCGAGCACUCGGUCAAUGGAACUUCGUCCUAG